Molecule: messenger RNA, 1467 nt
Organism: Brienomyrus brachyistius
Lineage: Eukaryota; Metazoa; Chordata; Actinopteri; Osteoglossiformes; Mormyridae
Gene: ywhaba
Product: tyrosine 3-monooxygenase/tryptophan 5-monooxygenase activation protein, beta polypeptide a
Exons: 6
Coding region: 147-881 (244 amino acids)
Biological process (GO): signal transduction
Cellular component (GO): cytoplasm
Source: RefSeq, a predicted model, not a curated record
GUGGGGUUUAGAGGAAGCGGAAGUGUCAGUGCAAGCGGAAGUGGUACUGCCCUGAAUAUCCAGAGUAGCGAGACGGAGGACGGAGAGAAAGACUCCCAUCGUCCACAGACAAAAGCAGGACUAAAAGUACAUUACUAAUCUUGAAGAUGGACAAGAGCGACCUGGUUCAGAAGGCCAAGCUGGCGGAGCAGGCGGAGCGCUACGAUGACAUGGCAGCGGCGAUGAAGGCCGUUACGGAGCAGGGCCACGAGCUCUCCAAUGAGGAGCGCAACCUGCUCUCCGUGGCCUACAAGAAUGUGGUGGGCGCCCGCCGCUCGUCCUGGCGCGUCAUCUCCAGCAUCGAGCAGAAGACCGAGAGCAACGAGAAGAAGCAGCAGAUGGCGCGCGAGUACCGCGAGAAGAUCGAGGGCGAGCUGCAGGACAUCUGCAACGAUGUGCUGGGACUUCUCGACAAGUACCUCAUUGCCAAUGCAAGUCAGGCAGAGAGCAAGGUGUUCUACCUGAAAAUGAAAGGGGACUAUUAUAGAUACCUGUCUGAAGUGGCAUCUGGAGACUCCAAGAAAACUACGGUUGAGAAUUCCCAGCAGGCCUAUCAGGAGGCCUUUGAAAUCAGCAAGAAGGAGAUGCAGCCCACACACCCUAUCAGACUGGGGCUGGCGCUCAACUUCUCCGUUUUCUACUAUGAAAUCCUCAACUCUCCCGAGCAGGCCUGCUCCCUGGCAAAGACGGCUUUCGAUGAAGCAAUCGCUGAACUUGACACCUUGAAUGAGGAUUCUUACAAAGAUAGCACUCUGAUCAUGCAGCUACUAAGGGACAACCUCACUCUGUGGACAUCAGAAAACCAGGGUGAUGAUGGCGAUGUUGGCGACGGAGAUAACUAAUGUCACAUAGCGCCCUCACUUCCCCGUGUCCCGUAUAGUACUCACGUACAGCCCAUAAGUUUUGACAACCUGUAUCGUAUACCCAUAGAGCCAAUAUGUUUCCACAUCCCCGAAUCAUGCACACACACGUCCCCGCAACCGGUGUCGUUCACAUAGAGCCCGUGCAGCUCCAUGUCCUGUACUGUACACACAUACAGUCUGCGCGUCCCCCUGUCCUGUAUUUCACACGUGCGCACACACGUACAGCCCAUUGCCCCCAACUUCAUUUGGACUCCCUUUCUGUAUGGCAAGCAGCACGAAUUGUACCCGGCCUGUCAGUCAUGCCCUUUGCAGAAAACCCAAAAGUAACCAAAUAACAGUCAGUCAACUGGCACAAUUUUUGGAUGAAUAUUAUCAAGUGGAAAAUCACCCCCCCCACCACCCCGCCUCGCUACCGGUUCCGUUAUUAUUAUUUUUUUUUUAAUUCUCCCAUGCAGGUUGUGAAUUAUCAUAUUCUUCAUUUUUUAAAGUCUUUUUGUUUUAUAGUGUACCAGCAUUUGCAGGUUUUAUUCAAAGGUUAUUAAAGUGACGGUUUAUUUUCACCAAA